AUGAAGAUCGAGACAUUGCGGAUGUAUGCUCCUGAUGUAAACGACCGGUUUCUUGCCUUGUCAAGGGCUGGUCCUAAUGACUUUUACUUCACUGUGGCUUCCAGCAGUCUUUUAGUUCUAUGUGAUGUAAGGAAGCCUUUGAUGCCAAUAUUGCAAUGGAAGCACAACAUUGAUGAACCAUACUACAUGAAUGUAUUAAGCUUGUCUAUGUUAAGAUCUCACUCAAAGGUAGAUAAUUUUAAGCUGGCUUCUGAAAUGGGGUUUUGCAUUAUCUUGGGAUCAUUUUGGAAUUUUGAGUUCAAUAUAUUCUGCUAUGGACCUACAUUUCCAUUUCAGAAAGGUUCUAUUACUUCGAAGCUUUCGAAGAUUAGCACAACAUUCUGUGCUUGGGAGCUUCCAUCUGAGAUCAAUUUAUCUAGUCGCGAGUGUCAUUGUGGAAUUUGUUUGUUUAGGGAAGAGUUGUCAAAUGAUGCACUUCCUGAGUGGAUUGAUUGGCAGCUAAAGAAAGAGAUGGUUUUGGGAUUUGGCAUUGUAAGCAAUGACCUUGCUUCCUUACUCCAUGAACCAGAUGAGCAUGGUGGUUUUACACUAGUAAGGAUAAUGUCAUCAGGAAGGUUUGAAUUGCAGAGAUAUCAUGCCUCUUGGUCUCUGGAUAGAAAAUUGGAAGAUUGCCACAAAGCAAAUUUAUGUAUGGAGUCACACUUGUUGUGUCCCAGGAAUGUUAAGGAAAACAAAUCUGUAGAACUUCAUUACUUAAAACUGGAUUACCUAUGUGCUUAUGCAAAUGGUAAUCUUGCUCAAGUCCUUACAACAAAAUUAGACAAGACAUAUUCAAAUGAUCAAGAGGAGGCGCCUUUUUGUUUAGAAGUUCAUGAAUUAUUAUGUAAGAAAUUAAAUGCUUGUGGAUUGGGCCAUUCAAGAUCAUCUCCAACAAUUACUUCUAUUUUUAACGAUGUCAAGCUACCAGCUAGCUUCCACGAGGUUGCCUUAAGAAAACUAUGGAUCGACUUGCCUUUGGAGUUACUACAGUUAGCAUUCUUGAGUUAUUCUGAAUGUCGUGAAGUCAAUGGAUUCAACCAACACCAGACAAAUUCCCACACACAAAAUCAACAAAGCAACUUGCCCCAACCUUACACCAAAAUGGAAUAG
Molecule: messenger RNA, 1149 nt
Organism: Lathyrus sativus (Indian pea)
Lineage: Eukaryota; Viridiplantae; Streptophyta; Magnoliopsida; Fabales; Fabaceae
Source: the annotation of a GenBank genome assembly